GGUUUUGUUGGUAAAUAACGUUGGCAUUUUAACUCGUGUUAUGUUGUGCAGAGGCCAGACACGAGUAUUUCAAGCGGCGGGCCUUCUGUACUAAACUAUGUAAUCCCGCUAGUAAUUACCAAAUUAAUCGUGUUGCCAGAAAUGGAUGAAUUUCUAGCGUGACUUCAGGAAGCGUAUCAAAUCCAAAUAACAUUUCACUAGCAUCCCUGCUGCUUAAUAAAUGCCAUUCCAUUCGAGGCUAAUUAUUAACGGAAAUUAUAAAAUUUUCGGCACCUUUUUAACACACGACUUCACUCUAUAGUUUUUACUUUUUAUAUUUUCUACUAAAAACGAAAUUACACCCUGAGACGGUUCUUUUUUCCGUAAAGAAGUAUCUCCUCUAUUUACAAGGCAUUUCCGCCAUUAUUUAAUGAGCACUUAUAGGGGGGCUCAAACAUUGGCUAAUACACUGUCGUAUCAUGGGGAGGGGCGUGGAGUGGCUCCAAUGUAUAAUAUUAAUGUUCUCUUUAAUUAUCUUUUAUUGUUUUACGAGGCAUUCCACCCUUGAACUUAAUUAAAAUUUGGGGGGAAAACCAGUAUCAGCUUCUUAUUUUAGAGUAAGCAUAGGAUCAGAAAAGAGAAUGGCAUUAAUAGCUCGCAAUCUUUAUAUAUCAUUGAUCGUAAAUUCGGCGAUAAUUUUCGUGUUUUUAAAGAUUUAUUUUUUCCUUGUGGCGUUUUCUCAUGUUUUCAACAAACCGUCUUUGAUGGAUAGAACAAAUUGGAGUUUAUUUGUGUCCGUUUAGGAUGUUGAAAUAUGCAUCAAAAUGACGGGAAAGCGUGAGGCAUGACUAUAGCAUUGCGUUAUUUAUAGCCUUUCGUCAAGUGGAGAAAAUUUUAUUAUUCCAUGUCAAAGCUAAUGUCAUUGACCUAGUAAAUGCUCUCUUGUUAAAGUAUAAACUUGAAAUACAUGUCAUAUAAAAGACAUAGAAAACAGAAAUUCUAUUUGCAAAAUGUCUUUAUACUCGUAUUCUUGUGAAAAGAUAUCAUUUAAAAGAUCCUUUCUUAUUCUAGAUACAAUUUUCAAUAAUUUUUGAUAUAUGAUUUUUUUCCAUUAAAAUACUCUCAGUUACCUCUCAAAUGCGACCACUUGUUAAUCGGUCAUUCGGCUAAGCGCCAAGGGUGAUCGUGCCUCAUAGUGGUUCGACUUUAUUUCUUUUUCAUGUGCUUGCAUUCUUGAAUCUCAAAGAUUGCAUGUUUGCUAGUCUCGGCCUCAAUACUUUUUGUCUUACUCUUUACCGUGGGUCUUCGCGAAGUCUUGCCCAGUCGAAGCAGCCAGCAGCAAGCGCAAUACAAUGCUGCGGAUGGUCGUUUCCUGUCCCCCUAGGGCCUAUGUAAUCUAUCGCCCUCGUAGAAUAUAACCAACGGUUACAUUGAGCGAACAACAAUUGAGUUGUGGCUACUCCUCAUAAUGGAGUUUUCUUAUGUCGACACCUUUACAAAACGGCCACUAUUGGGGCUCCUAGGGGUACCCAUUGCAUAUUUAUUAUGUUGAUACCUCUAUAAAACGGACAAUUUUAGUUAAUGGUUUACGUUUGUGACAUUAAUGGUCGCAUGCUGAUCACGUUGAAAUGUAAAAAUUGUUGUUACAACUUUUGUCGUACUACUUUUUUUUCGAAGACAUUCAUCUUUAAAUAUAGUCAUCAACUCUCUCCCCCGCCCCUCAAAGAUCAAAUAGUCCGUCUGUAAACGAUGUAUUUUUUUCACAAGUCUUUUACAUUUCCCUAUUAUUACGUAAAUCUUGAAUUAUCUUUCCCUACUUUAAGUAGGACUUUAAAUCAGCACAUGUACAUUUGUAACCUCGUUCAUACAGAAGCUAAGUUCUCUUAUUGUCGGUUAUUCAAUAAAACAACAGUGUUGUUCUCAUUACGCGCAGACAUAUCGCUUCUGCUCCAGGAAAUUGAACGCUUCUCUUUCCGUUCUUUUUGACAGUGAUUGAGAAUGCAUCGAACAAAGGGCCAGAUAUUCCAACCAUUCUAUUUUUUCGCUAAAAAUUACUUCAAUUUAAAUAUGACACUGUUAGGCUGAUGUUUUUUUUUUUUUUUUAUUCGCCAUCUGCAUUUGAUAGCGUCGGAUCAUACAGUGUCUCUAUAAUAGCUUCUUAUGAAACAAAGUUUCUGAAAAGCACUUCCAUUAUGCCCCAUAAGUUGUCAGUCUGAGAAUAUGAAUGAUAUUUCUACCAUCUCUGGCAUACUAGGCAGUGCCUUUUCUAAUACUCAAACUUGAUCUAUUUUUGCAUGGACUGCAGCAAUUGCUCGCCCACACCCGUUUAGCGGCAGCACGAUCAGAAACACCCGAUAAAUUCUAGAUAAACCAUACAUAUUUUGCGAGUGGGAAUAUGAACAAUAUUGGUAACUGCCAUCUUUAUAAUUUCCAGUUAGAAUAUUAUUUUGAUCAUUGUAAUGGAAAUGUUGUUCUUUCAUUAUAGCUGGCAUCUUGAGAAUGUUUUACAAGCUGAGUCGUAUUUUGCAUCGUCAGUCUUAGCCUAAGGCGAGGAAGCGAACCCUUUGAACACUUAUUCUAAAGUUUGCCCUAAUUGCUGCACCAUUGAAAUCGGUUAAACAUGGCGUAUAUCAAUGUCCAGUUAUUCCUUUUUUUUACCGCAAGUAAAUCUUAAAUACUGUUUUAAUCCCCAUCUAAUCCCGUUUGCCAAAAAAACAUAUUUCCCGCGAUAGAAUUAGACGUGCUUCUGUCAAAUCUUUCUCCGGUAAAAGGCUGUCUAAUACGGCUCCUUGAAGGACAGAAAGCGUGAAAACGAUUAAGACGAAAAGCUCGUAUUGCAUUAAAGUUUUCGAGAUUCUGAAACGCCAUCCUAUGUUUCCGGUGUCGGCAGCUGCCUUGCGGUGAUUUUAGUCCAUGUUUUCGUACGAGGGAGGGGAUUAGAAUACUCUGGGGACCUAAAUGACGUUCUUUCUCAGAAAAACUAAACAAGCCGCGUUUUUUAUAAUAGUUCUACGUUCCGAAAACUUCCAAAUUAAAUCAAUUAGAUGUCUAUUUUGUGAUAAUAACUAGGUGAGAAUCCCAUUAAAUUCCAUGUCAUUAUUUCUGGUAAAGAGAUGAGGUUUUUUCCAGCGCUUGCUUGACAAUUUGCUAGUUGAUGUCCGGAUAUUGGUUCUUGAGUUCGCCAUUAGGGUUUUUUAUUUUAUUUUAUUCACGGCCAACAUACAACCACACUAAUGUCAUCUUUUAACAAGGUAGAAAGUCAUGAAUAUUACCCAUUUUAAUCGCCCUAUCUAUAAUUGGACAUUAGUGGCGAUUUAAUAUGCCAAAGAUAAAAAAAAGCGUUAUUCUGGAGACAGUUAUUAGGAAAUUUUGAGUAAAAUAUGCAAUUAGAAGGAAAACAAAAUGGACAGUGCGUGACUCUGCCUCUGAUUGUGCACUUGUGCAUUCGUUCGUAUGGUGUACGCGUUCUAAGUGUGUCCUUGGUGACAAACGACCUAUCGUGCUUUUUACACUUAGUGUGCGUCUCACCGUGAGUGAUCUCCACACCGUGCCCCAGCGACAACAGCUCAUCACCUAAUAGUCGAGCAAGUCAUAGUUUCGCAGCAGUGCUUAAUCCUUCACCCAGCGGGUCGAGGGAAUGACCAACUGCUAAUCACGCAUCAAUUCGUUUCUUAGCUCCACUAUCAAUACACGAAAUAUUUACCCCAGCGUCACUAAAAACACAAAAGUUCAACCGGGCUUUUAUUGCUUGUAAUCCUCCAUAACGUUUUCGAUGCGGUAUCGUUAGCUCCUGUCACCCAUGAACAAUUUUUGUUCCUUCUUUUUGCGCGAGAAGCAGUUUCUAGUUAAGGCACUCUUUGCAAGAAAGCCAAUCGUUUCUCGAAAGUACGCCCUCUCGACGGGAACUCACAUUUUUCCCAUUUAAUAGGCGUACUGAUCUCAUUGGAUUUACCAGCUUUGUCAGCCGAGCUCCCGAAGAUUUUAUAUCGGACAUAGGGCAGUGGCAGACUGAAAGGGCCGACACAUUUAUUCCUUUUUAUCGCUAGCUUGUGACCACAUCGGAGCGAUGCCAUGAUAACUCGCAGACUACAUGGAUUACAGUAUUUUCUUAAAUAAUAGACUAUAAAUAGAAAAGGGGCUUUAUCAAUUUGAGAUAGUUAGUCCGAACGUGAUGAGCAUCAGUGAUAGCCCCCGGUGAUUGCAUCAUUAAUUAUGCUUUCCAUUUGACAUGGCUGAGUAAAGAGCGGAGCGGUGCAAUAUGCUAAUAAUGAUUGGUACAUGAUUAAAAAGAACUGAGACUACGUAGACUCGCAUACAGCUUAUAGCGUCGGUCGUGCUCGGACGUUCUUGUUCACUCGCAGUGCACCACAAUAGCGCUGACACAGUCACCACGCAUAGAUAUCAAGAUCGUUUAGAGAUAAAUCCUUCCAUACGGUGCAAAGCCUUUUAGUUUAUCACUUCUGCGGGGAAGGUGUUGAGCUCUUUUGCUGGAUCGUUGCACGACGGCGGCGGAACGGACGAGGGAUUACGGAGAGCAGUGCGCGUAAGGGAACACGACCCUUCAACAUCCCUGGCGAUUUGAUAAAGAAAGCAAUAAUGUUUUUUGUAAUUUAGUCGGCUGUCACUUUGCCUCACCUAUAACCUCCACUCGAUUUACGUCGGAAAUCUAAUACGCCAGGAUUAAAUUCCACAAAAAUCGCCAUUUCGUCUUGUCAUCGCGACGGAUCACUAGGCUCGCUGGGAAGCAGGAGUGAGUAGCGACCUGCUUGGGAUCGCGUACAACUUCCACUCGGGACUAGAGCAUUCAACUGACAAGUGGACUGGAGGUUUGUUUAGGCCUAACGAUGAACGGCACAGGGACUCUGGAGCUUUCCCCCAAGCCUGAGAUAAUAGUAUUCUCCAUCAUUAAUAUGAUCUUCAGCGCUGCAGGGACGAUUGGAAAUACUGUCGUUUGCAUCGUGAUAUUCGCCAACGUCGAUCUCCACACUGUCACAAACUACUUCAUCUUCAGCCUCUCGAUUGCGGAUCUGCUAGUGUGCACCGUCGCGCAGCCUAUGUACGUAGCGUCUUUGCUCGGCUUCGUGGACGGCCGAUUUGUCAGCAUAAGAAGGAUGUUCGCGUUUGUCUCAGUACUAGCAUCAGUGAGUAACCUCUGGGCCGUCACUGUCGAUCGUUUUCUUGCAAUCUCCUCGCCGCUCAAGUACCCGCGCAGACUUAGCGUUGCGCGCACCAAACUUGUGCUCUUUUUCAUAUGGACAACCGCCUGGACGUUCGGCGGCGCUGCGGCGUUUUUGCGUAUCAUGCGACAAGUGGUCCAGUACUACACUAUCAUCAUGAUCGCGUGCAUUAUCCCCAUCUAUGUGCGAAUAUUCUACAUCGCGCGCAGGCAUGCGAAGCUUAUAACGCAACAAGUAUCGUACUUUAACAGACCGCAGUACGCGGCGGUGAAGAUACGCAAAGAACGCGAGAAUAUCGCGGCCAAGACAGUGGGCACUGUGCUCAUCGUGUUUGCGUUUUGUUGGAUGCCCCUUGAGAUCUUACCGUUCUUCUACAGGAUUAAUCCCAAGAACGUGCAAAAGAUCUUCGUUUACGUGAACACUCUUGCACUUUGCCAGUCGGCUCUUAAUCCGUUAAUUUACAGUUGGAAAAUGGAAAGCUUCAGGCGAAAGGUUAGGAGGGUUCUACGGCUCAGCCUUACCGGGGACAAUCAGCACUCCUCGCAAACCAGGAAUAACUCGUUACGAACUACGGCUAACGAGGAAACCACAAAUGUAUGAGCCCCAAACUUAGAGGCCAGGGUUAAUAACUAUGAACGGAAAGCUUUGAAUUCGGUGGGAAUAUAUUUAAGACAGCAAAGCUUUCCGGUUCGCUUUGGUCCACUUUGACUGCUCUUGUAUUUGGCUGCCUACCCAGAUUCUAGAUUUCUAUGGCAACAGUAAGCUACGAGAAAAGAUUACAUAGGAGGUUACAUAGGAGCUCAACAUCUUGAGAAAAGCUAAUAAACAAAUGGCUUCACAAAGCAAUGGUGGGUAACCCAGGAGUAGGAAUACGUAAUUGAGAGCGAAAAGUCCAGUGAAGAUUUCCGGUGAUAACAGCAGCUAAACAUCUUGAUUAUGACUAAGAAACAAAUAGCAUAGCAAACAAAUGUUUGGUGUAUUGUGGGUAUCAUAGAAGGAGGUUCGAGAGGUAUGGGAGAGAUGAUUAGAGCAUGGCACUUUCACGCGGAAGCAACAAGCGAUAGAUGAAAUGCAGAUACAGCCAUAACGUUUAGCUAAGCAAAGAAGGACGGUCGUGAUGGCAUAUCAUUGGAUAAUCGUGUUUACACAUUACACUUUACGCUCUUGAAGUCACGCGAGUUUAUGGAGUCGGUAGAGCUGUAGUUAUCAGAUGCACCGGGUGAUCCCGGACAUGACUGGAGAGCGAAACAAAGGUGUUGCCUACAAUUAUGCCAUAAUCAACAAUACCACAUAUAAAACCGCCAUUCCCAUGGCAAUAAAUACAGCAGAUAGUCAAAACCUUUCACUGUAAAUAGAAUCUGUCUCCUUAGGUGUUAUAAACCAGGGACGGAGAAAUAUAGUAAGUGCUCCUAGCCUCACUACGCUUCUGUAUAUAGAAAGGAAUUUUCAGUUGACUUCUCGGUUAACCUUCGUAUGCUAGUAUCACACUGUACAGACGUAUCAUGUAUACACUCCUGCACCUUCAACGCCUGAACUAGAAACACCUAACGGUUUGUAUUAAUAUUUGUACAGUAUUCCUUCACGCGUGUCGUAUUCAAAUCAUCAAAUAAAUCUACUAUUCGGAGACAAAA
This is a messenger RNA of Nematostella vectensis (starlet sea anemone), 6787 nucleotides long. RefSeq names its product octopamine receptor. Lineage: Eukaryota; Metazoa; Cnidaria; Anthozoa; Actiniaria; Edwardsiidae. Gene Ontology annotation, biological process: G protein-coupled receptor signaling pathway. Bases 4824 to 5756 code for a protein of 310 amino acids. The record is from RefSeq and is a predicted model, not a curated record. Gene Ontology annotation, cellular component: membrane. Gene Ontology annotation, molecular function: G protein-coupled receptor activity. The transcript has a single exon.